Messenger RNA from Oldenlandia corymbosa var. corymbosa, 3830 nucleotides. NCBI's taxonomy places the organism in Eukaryota, Viridiplantae, Streptophyta, Magnoliopsida, Gentianales, Rubiaceae. The record is from the annotation of a GenBank genome assembly.
GGGGGAAGAAAGUGGGAAAGAAAUCAAAAUAUGGAAGUAUAUAUGAAAGGGGAAGGAUAUUCGAGUCUGAAACACAGAAAACAGGAAUAAAUUUCAACUUCCAAAACCCCACGUCAAUUAAAAAUGAAAGAUGAUUUUCUUAAAAAAAAUAAUGGAAAAGGGAAAGAAUAAAGGUUUUCCCCGAUGAUGAAACAAACUGACAGAAGAAGAAAGGCCUAAACUGAUCGGAGGAAGAAUCAAUGGAGUCGGAUUUCUUGCUUGAGCAUGAAGUACUUUGCCUUCUUUACAACCCCACAAAAUGCCCUUUUUCCCAAAGGCUGCCCCUUUCAAGCAAGGAAUUAGAACCCUUAUCUUUUCACUUAUUUAUAAACCCAAUCAUCUCUGAGGCAGUUCUUCAUUAGCAGCAGAGUAGUCUACUAUAUUUUUUUGUGCUCCCCAAAUUUUAUAGCAUUCAAAUUCAACUUCUUUCAUACCAAUACAUAAAUAAAAUGGCCGGUGAGCAGAUGAAACCGGUUGCUGGGCUGCUUCUGGUGCUCAAUUUUUGCAUGUUUGGUGUAGUUUUGGGCAUCGGCGCUUGGUCUAUCAAUAAGGCCAUCAACAAUGGUUUCAUUAUCGGUCCGGGAUUUGAGUUGCCGGCGCACUUUUCACCGAUAUACUUUCCCAUGGGAAACAGAGCGACCGGAUUCUUUGUGGUGUUUUCGUUGAUUGCUGGUGUUGUUGGAAUGGCAUCGGUGUUUACUGGACUGAAUCAUCUUCGUUUCUGGGACAUUGAUAGUUUGCCUGCUGCUUCUUCUGCUGCUUUCAUCGCCUGGAGUCUUACUGCUCUUGCCAUGGGGUAAAAAUACAACUGUUAUCUGUUAACAAAUUCCCCAACUUAAACAUAAGACAUGUUCGUUGUUAUUAAUUUAGUUGUUCUUGGUUUAAUUUUGCAUUUUCAGCUUUGCCUGGAAGGAGAUUCAACAGAACGUUAGAAACUCCCGCCUGAAAACAAUGGAAGCAUUCAUAAUCAUGCUCACAGCUACUCAGCUCAUUUACAUUGCUGCCAUCAACACUACUCCGCUAAGGAGACGAACCAUCAACUGAGGUCAUUGUCCGAGACCGUGUCUCAUCAGAUUUCCCACUAUGAUGUGCUGCUCCUCCCAGUGUGUUUGAAUUUCCCUUCGAAGUCUUUCUUACACUUGUGGCAUUCUUUCUUUUCUUUGUGGCGUGUCGAGUGAUUCAAAGAUUUGUUAAUUGAUUUGGUUUAUUAUUGAAUUUAUUUCAUACAUUUUCUUACCAAGUGUUGGGACAAAUUUGGAUUCCGUCAUUCAGUAUUCAGAAUGUUUCUCUACUCUCCAACUUAUCAUUAUGAAUUUGCCUUUUAUAAUUAAUCAACACGCGACCAAGGCGCCAAAAUCAAUCAUAAAAGUAACAUUCAACACAACGACAUCGAAAUUGAAGUGCAAUUUAAAUGCAAUCCUAUCCAAUCCAAUCACAAACAUGGUGGGAAAUACUUGUGGUAGCAGAACUCGUUAGCUUCUCAAGUGUCACCAUAAAUGAAAGAUCAAAUUCGAAAAGACACCAGAGCUAUUCACACUGGGCAGUUUAGUGAUUUGUAAGCAGGCUAAAAAAUGUUGGAAAAAGAAUCCAUUGGUGAACGGUGAGCUACAUCUCUGAAGUUGUUUUCGAGGCAAACGAUUAAUAGCAGAGGAAAUGAUCCUCCACGCCGAGGAGGCGUUUAAUAUCACGAUUUCCUAACAUUAUGUCUCAAACUUCAAUGGAGUUCGAAAUUAGUUCAUUUCUGCAGAAGCAUCCAACUGAAAGUGAUGCCAACCAUAAAAGCCUAGAAAAGUUGUUCAACUUCAAUGACCAUAAGACUUAACAGAGAUGCUGCAGGGUUAUUGUCGCAUUUUCUGCAAUUCACAAUUCCAUUUGAGCAUAAACUGCACAUUACCAAGAGGAGACGAGAAGGUUUCAACUCCAGAGACUUUCAAGUCCUAACCUAGGAUCUCUCUACUACUACUACUACAACAACAACAACAACAAGCCUUUUUCCCAUUAGUUAGAGUCGGCUAUAUGGAUCUCUCUAUGUAGGAAAAUUGGUAAAACUUAAGCCUACCCUGGGAACACUCACAGCAGUGGGACCUUUUUGAACCUCAAAGUAGACCCCUAGAAGGUAAGAAAAGGAUACAGAAUCAACAUGUAUAGUGUCUUUUGUCUUGCAUAAUGAAAAAAAAACCUGCACUGUGUCUUUCCAUAAAUUCACUUUAUGCAUCUAAUACUAAUCCAGCAAUCCGGUUGUGAUUAAGCUACCAAAGAAAUUCUUUCCUUUAUUCCCUACAUGUACAGCAACAUCCCACAAACCCCAAAAACUCUUCUACAUUCUACUCCAUAAUCUGUCUUAUGUAUUUAAAUGAUCAUUCAAUUCCUGUCUAAAAUCUUUGGCAGCACCAUCAUUUAACCUCAGAUAACAGAGUUAUAUGCAUGAGCUAUGUCUUACAAAUUUCAAGAAUCAGCACCAGCAUUUUGUUAUCACAACACCAGUUCUCUUCAACGUGGGUAAGGGUUUACUACAAAGCAAAUUCAAACAUAGCAGUCAAAAGUAGAAGAAUGAAAUAAGGCAAUCAAGGUACAAACUUUACACAGCUACUCCAAAACGGCAUAAACAGCAGGACAUGAUCUCCAAGAUAGAUGACAGUACUCAAUUUCAGUUAGAUCAUAACCCUAUUCCGCAAUACCAAUGUCGCAAUCACAGAUAAAAAACAAGCACUUGGAGUUUAUAGCUAAUCAUUGCAAUACGCUUGUCUAAGAAAUAUUCAGCCUCCAAUCACAUACUAGUUCAGACAAUGAAAAACAAGCGCAAAGUGAUAGCAUUGACAGUCACAAGGUACUAAAUUUACAGACAUUAAUCGCAACAGGCAACGUUCAACAAUCCGAAGCUCUAGCUUCACCAAACAGAUAAGACAUAGUAGUUAUUAAUUAGUACUUCCGGAACAAUUUCAUAAUUCAAUCCUUGAUUACCAUCUAGUAACUUUAGCCACGAGCCUUGAGCUCCGCAAGACGCCUGGAGAGAUCAUCCUCAUCCACCUUCUCUUCACUGUUCUUGGUUGGAAUCGCAUGUGCCGCCGCCUGUGGAAGCCCGACAGAGACCUCCAGGCCAUAAUCAUCCGCAACCUGCUGCAUCAAGGAGUUGACCUCGCCCUCCGGCGUCGACAGGGAAGUGCUUCCGGCCAUGGAGCUCUCCAUAAACUCGGCCUGAACUUCCAUAUUCACAAACUGGCGCUCGAAUUGAUCCAUGGUCUCAGACAUUUUCUGAAGAUUCCCGGUGGCCAGGGUUGACUCGAGCGAUUUCACGAUAUUGGACAUUGACUUGCUGAUGGUGGUCAUCUUGGCUUGGGUAUCGAGCCGAGCGACGACGGCGUCAAGCCUGGAAGCCAGGCGGAGGUAAUUCAUCUGCUCGCUGCGCUUCCUGAUAGCAUUCUCGGCGUAGAUUCUGGCGCCGUCCAUGUUCCCUUUCUCGAUGGCCUUUUUGACCUUCAAUUUCUCGGCUUUUUCGUCCUUCUCGCAUUUCCGGGCUUGGCGUUGCAGGCUCUUUGACGUGAAUUUGAGUUCCAUGAUUUGAUUCAUCAGUUUCUCUGCGUUUCCCAUGGUAGCUUUCGAUCGAUUCCGACGAAGGUGUAGAUAGAUUCUAGGGUUUGUAAUCAGAGAAGCAAAGCAAAAAUAUGGAUAAUAAAAAUUUCAAAUAGUAGAUCUGUACGCGUUGAUGAUGAAGUAAAAGUUCCGUGUUUUUGCUUUUUCCAAAUACGGGUAUUCCACAAUUAUUCUUACGCUUAAGGAAGAGUACUGCGUAU